AUGGCAAGUUCUCGUCAUAAAGGGCGGCGUUGUGUGGUGGCAGGUUGCAGCAACACAGCAGGUAAUGGCGUCUCGGCCCACACAUUCCCUGCAGACACUAAGACAUUCAAUGCAUGGAAAAGUUUCGUUAGGCUGACUAGAGCAGACUGGGAAGAACCAACUAAACAUAGUGCUAUAUGCAGUGAACAUUUUAAUCCUACUUGUUUUGAUGCACAAUAUGAGAUCAAGGCGAAAUUGGGGUUCUCCACUAAGAGAAGACUAAACCCAGGUUCAGUGCCGUCUAUCUACCCUAAGAGAGAUCGUGAUGAUUUGAACGAGGCGUUUUUGUCGUCACCUGUCACCAUAGGAAUUCAAUGUGAUUUGUUAUCCAAUGAACCUUCAAAAGAUGUGGAGACUCCCAGCACUCCAAGGAAGCCAGAGCCUCCCUCAUCAGAACAACCACCAGAUGAUAUGGAUAUCACCCCUAGUGAUACCAGCUCAUCAUCCGAUGGAGAUAUGUCCCUAUAUGAGCCAUCCUCAUCAGACACCUCAUCCAACAGUGAUGUGACCAUGCAUAUGUUCACGAUGGACCAACUGGAGAGAGGAAAUUCAUUGUUAGUGAAUCCAACCUAA
Messenger RNA from Pecten maximus, 612 nucleotides. RefSeq names its product THAP domain-containing protein 1-like. The coding region runs from base 1 to 612 and encodes 203 amino acids. Gene Ontology annotation, molecular function: sequence-specific DNA binding. The transcript has 3 exons. The record is from RefSeq and is a predicted model, not a curated record. NCBI's taxonomy places the organism in Eukaryota, Metazoa, Mollusca, Bivalvia, Pectinida, Pectinidae.